Molecule: messenger RNA, 2253 nt
Organism: Closterium sp. Yama58-4
Lineage: Eukaryota; Viridiplantae; Streptophyta; Zygnematophyceae; Desmidiales; Closteriaceae
Source: the annotation of a GenBank genome assembly
AUGCCCCCCAACUCUUUAUUUCGACCUCAAUCCGUCUUGCCAUUCGUCCCAGAGCCACGGCCGUCGUGUACUCCAGUACCAACGGCGACCACCCAAGUUGCAAUUUCCGCAUUCCUGUCACGACGUCAGUUGCUGGUUACCACCUUGGCGAACUCUCGUCUCUCGCUGACGCGAUCCGCCUUCGCAAAAUUCCGUUCUGUGGUUCAGCCGCCUUCUAGAUUGGCAGCGUGCCUUCGUCCCGCCACCAUUCCCUCUGCCCUCUCCUUCUCCCACUCCUCCCAUUCCUCCCACUUUUCCCACGCCACCACUAGCGCCACUAGCCGCUCCAUCCUCUCCGUAUCACUCAUCCCGUCACGAUCAGUUAUCUCCUGCAGCCUCCUUGCGCCGUGCCUGCCCCGCCCUACUAGCGCCCGUCCUGUUGCCCCUUUUUCCACAUCUUCUUCCGCUAUUUGCCCCCCUCCCCCUCUCCCGGCCUGCUUCUCCGCCUUUCCGCCUCCUUCCCCCCACUCCAUGCCGCCCUUCCCCCUACCGGUAUGGCAAUCCGCGCGCCUCCGAGGGAAACGGGCAGGGCGAAAUGGCGCAACGGGGGAAAGCAAUGGGAACGUGGGGAGCAUUGGAAGCGAGAGGUCUCAAGACCCGGAACUGACGAGUCUGAGGGAGGUGAAGGAGGUGAAGGAGGUGAAGGAGGUAAAGGAGCUCAAGGGUGUGAAGCAGGGGUUACUGGAUGAUGUGGGCGAGAGUGGAUCGCAGGACUCUUUAGGAGCGCCAGGACGUCUAGUGAAAGCAGAGGCCGGGCUAGCAGCUGCUGAUCGGCAGGUGAAGAAGCGGAGAGGAGGAGUUGUCGUGCAAGGGGAUGGUGGAGAGAUGUUCAAGCGCGUUGGGGAAGAGAAUGGGAAGCAGAUUGCAUCCGCUGCACCUGUUGCUUCUGCUGCACUAGCUGCUACUGAUCUUGCUGCUGCCUGUGCUGCGGAAGCGCGUGCGGCAGCAGAGGUGGAUCGCAGUGAGUGGCGGUGGCAGCAGCUGAGAGUGGAACCAGGCGAGCUAGACCUUCACCUCACCUUCGCCACUGGACAAACCUUCAGGUGGGUAGAAACUGGUCCAGGGGAGUUCUCAGGUGUCGUGGCCAACCGCCUAGUCACCCUGCGCCAGCCUGUGCCUCUGGGCCCAGUCUCGGUGUGCAUUCACUCUCCCACUCUUAUGACGAAAGAGGAGCAAGAAGAAAGGCGUUCCGAUGCAUCUCUGAAGGUUGCUGAGGGCGCAUUGUCGAUGGCAGAAGGCUGUGCGAGGGAACAAGGAAGGGAUGCAGCAACACGGCAAGCAGAGGGACGAGAAAAGGAAGGAGAAAAAGAAGAGCAGGAUUCGGUCAUUCUAAGAACAACGGCUGCUAACGGGACGGGUGCUGCUGCCGCUAAUUCUGAUCCACGUCAAGAGUCAGGCUGUGAAGCGGCAGAGGAAGCAGCAGUGAUGGCUGCUUUGGAAGAUUUGCUCAACCUCCAUGUAAACACACUCGAUCUGUACCGGCAGUUUGCUGAGUGCGAAACACACUUCGCGUCCCUCCUCCCCAUGAUUACUGGCUACAGGAUACUCCGACAGGAGCCAGUGGAGUGCCUCUUUCAGUUCAUCUGCUCCUCCAACAACCACAUCUCCAGAAUAUCCUCCAUGGUGGAGGUGUUGUCACAGCAGGGUCCCCUCAUAGCCACCAUCAACGGCCGUCCCUUCCAUGCCUUCCCCUCACUGGAGUGUCUCUCCUCGCUCUCAGAGGGUUAUUUGAGGGAGCGCGGCUUUGGCUACCGGGCAGCCUUCAUUGUGCAGACUGCAUGCCACCUUCACCAGAUGCAAGCCACAGGUGGCAUGAGUGGCAGUGAGUGGUUGCAGGCGAUGCGGCAGCAGGCAUGGCAGGAGGUGGAGCGGCAGCUGUGUGAGCUGCCAGGCGUGGGCCCCAAGGUGGCAGCAUGUGUGGCGCUGCUGUCGCUGGACCAGCAUGCUGCCGUGCCCGUCGACACCCACGUCUGGCAGCUGGCUCAGAGGCACUACGCGAGCAGCAUCAAGGGCAAGACGCUCACUGCACGGGUGCGAGUGCAGCUGACACAGGCGCUGGAGGGGAUGUUUGGGCCCAUGUGUGGCUGGGCUGUCAACGCUAUGUUCGCCUCUGAGCUGCCAUCUGUCAAAGCACGCUUUGCUGCUGCAGGUCCUGCUGCCAUGAGCAGCCUGCUUCUGAAAGAGAAACAAGCUGUUCCGGACAGCACUCCCUGA